Messenger RNA from Esox lucius (northern pike), 1015 nucleotides. It is a transcript of the gene cbln18, whose product is annotated as cerebellin 18. The transcript is spliced from 4 exons. Gene Ontology annotation, molecular function: protein binding. Bases 1 to 720 code for a protein of 239 amino acids. NCBI's taxonomy places the organism in Eukaryota, Metazoa, Chordata, Actinopteri, Esociformes, Esocidae. The record is from RefSeq and is a predicted model, not a curated record.
AUGCAGUCCUGUGCAGUGUCACCUCUGUGCCUUUGGGGGUUGCUGUUCCUCUGUACCAGUGUGAAGGCACAAAGUGCUUUCGAUCUGAUGCGAGACGCCGCAGUGGCCUGGAGUGGAGCCCUUCCCUGCGGGAACUGGGACUGUGAUUGUGUCUUCAAGCAUCAGAGGGGCUGCUGCUGCGUGGCCAAUCAGAUGAGUGCCCUGGAGGACAACACCUUCACACGCAUGGUGGACAUCUGGGAGCAGCUGUCCCAGUUCAACAACGGCGUCCUGGAGGUCACAGGCAACAAUAAGAUUGCAUUCACCGCGGCGAUGAGAGCCAGAAGUGACUGCUUGGGGCCCUACACCAGCAACAUGCCCAUCUCCUACUCAUCCAUCUCACUCAACCAGGGCAACGGAUACAGCCCCACCCUGGGUACCUUCACUGCCCCGCGCGCAGGCCUCUACUCCUUCUCUGUCACGGUGUACUCCAAUGUGGGCAUUGACGGUGCUCGCCUCUACCACAACGUGCAGCUGAUGAGGAAUGACGAGGUGCUGGCCUCCGUGUGGGAGGAUAACCGGGAGGACCAGGAAGACAGCGCCACCCAGACGCUGCUGGUGUCCCUGCGCCAAGGGAACCAGGUGUACGUGCAGCUGGUCUCCGGCAGGAGUCUGUGUGGAAACGCCCAGGAGUUGAACAGAUUCAGCGGAUACCUGGUCUACCCGCUAACAGACGCGUAGAGGAGAGAGACACACAGACGCACACGCGUGAACACGCAUCCAUACAUACAUGAGAAAACUCAUGCCACAGGCAUGUAAACAGUCACUCAAACACACACACACACACACACACACCCAACUGGAUGAAUACAUAAAGAUGUAGGAAUUUGGCGUACACGCACUCUAACAGAUAAAUUCGCUGGAGGCAAAAUGUAUUAAAUAAAUUCUAACAUACUGGUGCAGAUUUAAAAGUUGAUCGACAUCAAAAUUCCAGUGCGAUAGUUCAAAGAGACUGAGUCACAAAUAAAUCAUGCAA